AGACACGUGGGCGCCGCCGCCGGGAUCGGUGCUGGGGCCGGGGCCGAGCGCGUGACUAGAGAUCCCACCGGCGCCUCCUCCGGCCCGGUGACCAUCGCAGUCCAGUACGUCCCCGGCUCGAGCGCGGGUGGACACGGUCACGGCCCCCAGAUCCCGGCCGAAGACUCCUUACGGCCAUGUCCAUCCUCUACGUCUCCCCUCACCCCGAGGCCUUCCCCAGUCUGCGAGCCCUCAUCGCCGCCCGCUACGGGGAGGCCGGCGAGGGUCCCGGCUGGGGAGGAGCUCAUCCCCGCAUCUGUCUACAGCCACCACCGCCCAGCCGGGCCCCGGUGCCCCCGCCUCGCCUGCCCGCCUUGGAGCAGGGACCCGGGGGCCUCUGGGUGUGGGGGGCCCCAGCUGUGGCCCAGCUACUGUGGCCAGCAGGUCUCGGGGGACCUGGGGGUAGCCGGGCUGCUGUCCUCGUCCAACAGUGGGUCAGUUACGCAGACACCGAGCUAGUUCCAGCUGCCUGUGGGGCGACACUGCCAGCCCUGGGAUUUCGAAGCUCCGGCCAGGACGCCCAGGCUGCGCUCGGUGCCCUGGGCAAGGCCCUGAGCCCCUUGGAGGAAUGGCUUCAACUGAACACUUACCUGGCUGGGGAUGCCCCCACGCUGGCUGACCUGGCUGCUGUGACAGCCUUGCUGCUGCCCUUCCGAUAUGUCCUGGACCCCUCUGCCCGCCGGAUCUGGGGUAAUGUGACUCGCUGGUUUAACACAUGUAUACACCAGCCAGAAUUCCGAGCUGUGCUGGGAGAAGUGGUCCUGUACUCAGGGACCAGGUCUGUCCCUCAGCAGCCAGGUCUUGAGGUUACUGUGCCCCCAAAGACAGCUGCUCAGCUCAAGAAAGAGGCGAAGAAACGGGAGAAGCUGGAGAAGUUCCAGCAGAAGCAGAGGCUCCAGCAGCAGCCCCCAGCGGGGGAGAGGAAACCUAAAGGAGAGAAGAAGGAGAGACGGGAUCUUGGGAUCAUUACUUAUGACUUCCCUACCCCACCCGGGGAAAAGAAAGAUGUCAGCGGCACUAUGCCCGACUCCUACAGCCCUCAGUAUGUGGAGGCUGCCUGGUACCCUUGGUGGGAGCAGCAAGGUUUCUUCAAGCCAGAGUAUGGGCGUCCUAGUGUGUCCACACCAAAUUCCCGAGGUGUGUUCAUGAUGUGCAUCCCACCCCCCAACGUGACAGGCUCCCUGCACCUAGGACACGCUCUCACCAACGCCAUCCAGGACUCCCUGACUCGAUGGCAUCGCAUGCGUGGGGAGACCACCCUGUGGAACCCAGGCUGUGACCACGCAGGUAUUGCCACCCAGGUGGUGGUGGAGAAGAAACUAUGGCGGGAGCAGGGACUGAGCCGGCACCAGCUGGGCCGUGAGGCUUUUCUUCAGGAGGUCUGGAAGUGGAAGGAGGAGAAGGGCGACAGGAUUUACCACCAGCUGAAGAAACUCGGCAGCUCCUUGGACUGGGAUCGCGCCUGUUUCACCAUGGACCCUAAAUUGUCCACUGCUGUGACAGAGGCUUUUGUUCGGCUUCAUGAAGAAGGUGUCAUCUACCGCAGCACCCGCCUGGUAAACUGGUCCUGCACCCUCAACUCGGCCAUCUCUGACAUUGAGGUGGAUAAGAAGGAACUGACUGGUCGCACCCUGCUCUCUGUGCCUGGCUACAAGGAGAAGGUGGAGUUUGGAGUCCUUGUGUCCUUUGCAUACAAAGUUCAAGGCUCAGACGACGACGAGGUAGUGGUGGCAACAACUCGAAUCGAGACGAUGCUGGGUGAUGUGGCCGUCGCUGUGCACCCCAAAGAUCCCAGAUAUCAGCACCUCAAGGGGAGGAGUGUGACCCACCCAUUCCUGUCCCGGAGCCUCCCCAUUAUCUUUGAUGACUUUGUGGACAUGGAGUUUGGCACAGGUGCGGUGAAGAUCACCCCUGCCCAUGACCAGAACGACUAUGAAGUUGGGCAGCGACACAGGCUAGAGGCCAUCAGCAUCAUGGACUCGCACGGGGCCCUCAUCAAUGUGCCCUCGCCCUUCCUGGGCCUGCCCAGGUUUGAGGCCAGGAAAGCAGUGCUGGCGGCCUUAAAGGAGCGGGGACUCUUUCGUGGCAUCAAGGACAACCCUAUGGUGGUGCCACUUUGCAACCGCUCCAAGGAUGUGGUAGAGCCUCUGCUAAGGCCUCAGUGGUAUGUGCGCUGUGGGGAGAUGGCUCAGGCUGCCAGUGCUGCUGUGACCCGGGGUGACCUCCGCAUUUUGCCUGAAGCUCAUCAGAGAACAUGGCACUCUUGGAUGGAUAACAUUCGGGAUUGGUGCAUCUCCCGGCAAUUGUGGUGGGGCCACCGCAUCCCAGCCUACUUCGUCACCAUCCAUGACCCAGCCAUACCCCCUGGGGAGGACCCUGAUGGGCGCUACUGGGUGAGUGGACGCAGUGAAGCAGAGGCCCGGGAGAAGGCUGCCCGAGAGUUUGAAGUGUCCCCAGACAAGAUUAGCCUCCAGCAAGAUGAGGAUGUAUUGGACACCUGGUUCUCUUCUGGCCUCUUCCCCUUUUCCAUCUUUGGCUGGCCUAAUCAGUCAGAAGACCUCAGUGUGUUCUACCCUGGGACACUGCUGGAGACAGGUCACGAUAUCCUCUUCUUCUGGGUGGCCCGGAUGGUCAUGCUCGGCCUGAAGCUUACUGGCAGACUGCCCUUCAGAGAGGUCUACCUGCAUGCCAUCGUGCGUGAUGCUCAUGGCCGAAAGAUGAGCAAGUCUCUUGGCAAUGUCAUCGACCCAUUGGACGUCAUCCAUGGAGCAACCCUGCAGGGCCUCCAUGACCAGUUACUGAAUAGCAACCUGGAUGCCAGCGAGGUGGAGAAGGCUAAAGAAGGGCAGAAGACUGACUUCCCAGCUGGAAUUCCGGAAUGUGGUACUGACGCCCUGCGGUUUGGACUCUGUGCUUACACAUCCCAGGGUCGAGACAUCAAUCUGGAUGUAAACCGGAUACUGGGCUACCGUCACUUUUGUAACAAGCUCUGGAAUGCCACCAAGUUUGCCCUCCAUGGCCUUGGGAAGAGUUUCACGCCCUUGCCCACCUCCAAGCCUGGAGGCCAUGAGAGCCUCGUGGACCGCUGGAUCCUCAGCCGCCUGACUGAAGCCGUGAGACUCAGCAAUGAAGGUUUCCAGGCCUACGAUUUUCCUGCUAUUACCACUGCCCAGUACAGCUUCUGGCUCUAUGAGCUCUGUGACGUCUACUUGGAGUGCAUAAAGCCCAUCUUGAAUGGAGUGGACCAGGUGGCAGCCGAGAGUGCCCGUCAGACCCUGUACACCUGCCUGGAUGUUGGCCUGCGCCUGCUGUCGCCCUUCAUGCCCUUUGUCACAGAGGAGCUCUUCCAGAGGCUGCCCCGGCGGACAGCCCAGGCCCCUGUCAGCCUCUGCAUUACUCCCUUCCCAGAGCCCUCUGAGUGCUCCUGGAAGGACCCUGAGGCGGAAGCUGCACUGGAGCUGGCACUGAGCAUCACUCGGUCCGUUCGCUCCCUGCGUGCUGACUACAACCUGACCCGGAUCCGCCCCGACUGUUUCCUGGAAGUGACUGAUGAGGCCACAGGUGCCCUGGCUUCAGCAGUAUCCAGUUACGUGCAAACUCUGGCCAGUGCAGGAGUGGUGGCUGUCCUGGCUCUGGGGGCCCCUGUGCCCCAGGGUUGUGCUGUGGCCCUAGCUUCAGAGCGCUGCUCCAUCCACCUGCAGCUGCAGGGGCUGGUGGAUCCCCCCCGGGAACUGGCCAAGCUGCAGGUCAAGCACGAUGAGGCGCAGCGGCUGGCACAGCGCCUGCGGGAGCGUCGCGCGGCCUCAGGCUAUUCCGUCAAGGUGCCCCUUGAGAUCCAAGAAGCAGAUGGAGCCAAGUUGCAACAGGCAGAAGCAGAGCUCAGGAAGGUGGAUGAGGCCAUCGCCCUAUUCCAGAAGAUGCUGUGACCCCCAACUCCAACCCUCAAAGCCCCACUGCUCCACCAUGGGAUUGGCAACAAUAAAAUAUUUUGCCACAA
Molecule: messenger RNA, 4036 nt
Organism: Jaculus jaculus (lesser Egyptian jerboa)
Lineage: Eukaryota; Metazoa; Chordata; Mammalia; Rodentia; Dipodidae
Gene: Vars1
Product: valyl-tRNA synthetase 1
Exons: 29
Coding region: 177-3965 (1262 amino acids)
Biological process (GO): valyl-tRNA aminoacylation
Cellular component (GO): cytosol
Molecular function (GO): aminoacyl-tRNA deacylase activity; valine-tRNA ligase activity; ATP binding
Source: RefSeq, a predicted model, not a curated record